Molecule: messenger RNA, 582 nt
Organism: Sclerotinia sclerotiorum 1980 UF-70
Lineage: Eukaryota; Fungi; Ascomycota; Leotiomycetes; Helotiales; Sclerotiniaceae
Exons: 4
Coding region: 1-582 (193 amino acids)
Biological process (GO): protein folding in endoplasmic reticulum
Cellular component (GO): membrane; EMC complex
Source: RefSeq, a predicted model, not a curated record
AUGAUUUUGACUGGUAUUCUUCGUCACUAUGCUACCGUUCUCAUGGCCACCACUCCCAAGAAGCAAGAGCUCCCAGCCAUUCGCGAACAGCGAUCCCUCCUUCGAGGCAUUAAUCUCCGCAACAACGCCCAUGUUCUCACUCCCGCCGCUUUCCAACCCCGUAAAGAUUAUCUCGUUCAAGCAUUUGAAGAAGGAAAGUUCUUGAAGGAGCCAGAGAAGAAGGGACAAGCCGCUCCAAAUCCUAUGACAGAUCCCGCGGCUAUGGAGGGAAUGAUGGGUAUGAUGAAGGGAAAUAUGUCCAUGAUGAUUCCGCAGACUUUAAUUAUGGGCUGGAUUAAUGCAUUUUUCAGUGGAUUUGUUAUUAUCAAACUACCAUUUCCCUUGACGAUCAAGUUCAAGACUGCCAGUCAAAUGGCUCAACAAAUGGGUCAAAUGGGCCCUGGAGCAGGCGCACAAAUGUUUGGACCAGGUGUAGACCCCGACAAGCAAUUCCAAGGAGAGGCCGAGAAUUUAUCUGUAUUGGCGCACAAGAGCACAUUAGAAGGCGUAGAGGAGAGAUUAUUGGAAAGUGUGAGGGUAUAG